GGACAACGACGACCUCCUCCGUGAGAUCCUACUCCUCCUCCCCCCGCAACCGUCCUCCCUCCUCCGCGCCUCCGUGGUCUGCAAGCGCUGGCGCCGCCUCGUCUCGGAUCCGGGUUUCCGCCGCCGCUUCCGCGCGCACCACCGGAAGCCCCCAAUCCUCGGCUGCUUCUACUUCGACCAAGAUGUCGGUUACGUCUUCACUCCCACGCUGGACUCGCCCGACCGCAUCCCGGCCGCGCGUUUCUCCCUGCCGCAGCGCUGCCGCGACGAGGGGUUGGACUUGGACUUCGUGGAAUGCCAUCACGGCCUCGCCCUUUUCCUCAACAAGAAACAACCCGAGGCCGUCGUGUGGAACCCCAUCUCCGGUCGCCAGCACCGAGUAGCUUUUCCACCAGAGUUCGGCAACGCUAGAGAGAGGGAGAUCCUAUGCGCGGCGGUGCUCUGCGCUGCUGGUGAUGACGACCCUGGCCAUGUGCACGGUGAUUGUGGCUUGAGCUCUUUUAAAUUGGCUUUGGUGCGAGGUGGCCAAGACCACGCAAGUCUAUCUGUGUGCCUCUACAAAUCCAGGUCUGGCCUAUGGGGAAAUGUUAUCUCAACGACUAAAGACUGGUAAACAUUGUUUUCUUGGAGAAAGUCCAGCGUCCUGGUUGGGAAUGCACUUUACUGGUGGUGUUGCCAGAUUGAAGGUUGCAUUCUUGAGUUUGAUUUUAAAAUGCAGAAGCUUGUUACAAUUGAGAAGCCAGUAGACGACGGUUGUUCUGACUAUCAGAUCAUGCGGACAGAGGAAAGUAGUCUUGGACUCAUCAUCUUGACAGAACUGACCAUGCAGUUAUGGAAGCGGAAGGUCAGUUCUGAUGAUGUUGCUACAUGGGUCCUUCAGAAAACCAUUGAACUGACAAUGCACCUUUGGCCAAGACAGUCCGUCCAGGUCUUCUGGACCAGGAUACAUGGGUACGAGGAGGAUCACUAUGUGAUAUUUCUGGGGACAUCUAGUGGUUCUUUCAUGAUUCAACUCGACUCAAUGCAGUUCAAUAACCGAUUCCAGUUCAACUCCAUCUUCACCUAUUUUCCCUACACAAGCUUUUAUGCUGCAGACUGGGCAGCUGGUGGUAGAGAUGAUGGAACUGAAAUGUCAAGCAGUACAUCACCUAAUUGUCCUAUCAGAUAAGCUACCAUAAUGUGUUAAUUGAACCCGUGAUGUGCAUUUUGCUUCUGAUACGUACAUGUUUAUUUAUUUAUUACCUUAUCAACAUUUUGAUAUAAUCCUGCAAACUGUGUAUCCUCCUAGUAUUUAAGCUGUUUGCGACCUAUCUAGUAGAUUGGGAUCAAAUUUGUUUCAGUUGUAAACAAGCUGCGUAUUAUGUGGUAUUUUAUUGGAUGUGACCACUUGUGUUUCUUCUUGCACGUUUUGUAUUCUUUUUCAAGGACCAAAGUCCCAGAGAGAAUCAUAUAGUUCUCUCAUGCACAUAUGUUCCUCAGAUGUCACCACCUACGGUAGAUCAUAUUUUGAGGGCAACCGCGAUCUAGCUCCUAUCUCCUGGCCCUACUUCUUAGAGCAUCUCCAAUAGGUGCCCUAUAAUAAGGCACUAAACUGUGGUUGGAGCAAAAUUUGCCACCUAAAAGUGCUUUUUUACAACACCAAAAACCUCCCAACUCUAAUAGAUGCCUAAAACAGGUGUUGCAAAAUACAUCAUGGUCGUCUUCUUGUGGGUGCCCUAUUUUAAGGCACCUGUUGGAACAACACUUUGUCAUACUAGAAGAAUAUAUAAUUUUCAGUCUCUAUUUCAUUGUGGACAUUUAGACCAAUAAUCUUUCAUAUCCUCGAUUUAGUCAUAUUAGCUAUGUACUUGAACAUUUUAUGUCCUCACAUGCCAUGAUAGGCAACUGCGGCACGAUAAUUCGGGGGCUCGGUGUUUUAUUCUGGUGGAGGAUGUUGCCAUUUAAGACGGUAGGAUCACCGUGAUCUUAUUUUUCUUCUUCUGAUUCUUGUCAGUUAGGAUAAGUUUGUCAGAGACUGGAUGUUCAGUUUGUUGCGUAGAUUAGAUUUCCCUUGUUGAUGUUUUCAUCAUGUAAGAAGUUUCAACCUACUACAUGUUUGCAUCACCCCCUGGUCCCUAGUAUAAUCCUCUUCCCCACUUAGCCAAGUCAUCCUGGCCGUCUAUCUGGAGGUAUUUACCAAGCUGUUGUCACCUGAUGGAAACUGAAGACUAUGUAAACAGUAUAGUAUCAGACUAUCAGUACAAAUCUACAGACGCCUCUUCCAAUUUUGUGCCUCGUGUUACCUCUCUCUGUUUGUUACUCCCUCCGUCCCGAAUUACUUGUCGCAGGUAUGGAUGUAUCUAGAUGUAUUUUAGUUCUAGAUACAUCCAUUUCUGCGACGAGUAAUUGGAACGGAGGGAGUAGUUUCCAUCUGAUAUUUUUGCUAAACUGAUUUACCUGGGAAGGUUCGAGCAUUGACUCCAUAACCCUUUUUUUUAUAGAAAGGAAGCGAUGCCCCCAGCAUCUGCAUUGUUUGAUGUGCACAUCCAAUAAACUCUGUAACUAUGUUGCCAGAUUUUACGUUUGGAACUAGCUGAGAAUUUACAGCUUAAUCUUCGUCUGGGUGAGUAAUGAGAAUCAGAAUUACUGAUAUUAUUGUUUUCUUCGUAGUUAGCCGGAGCUGCUUAGAAGCCUCAUGUGUGAACCGAUCCCACAUAUAUCAGAACCAAUCACACGCUGAGAGAAGACAUUUAUUUGACAGCAGAAUAAAUAGGAGAGAACAAGUAAUCCUGAUGACUGGUAGCAACAAUUCGUAUCUAGUUGCUAGUGAAGAUUGUGCAGAAUUAGUCAUGUCUGUGUUAACUAUGUAUUGGUUGUAGCUGGGCUUGAUUUGUUGUUGGUUGACCAUACAAGCACUUACAUUUGGAGAUCAUCUUCAGUGUCAGAUUGUUGUCAUAUUCUGUCAAGCACUGGCACCGGCGCCGGCGUCAUAUUCUGUGUGCUAGUCUGGACAAAUCAUGAUUUUACUGGCUUAAUAGUUAUUGGCUGCUGCAUGAAUAGUUCUGAUCACUGUACCAGAAUACUGAAUCAGUUAUUAUGAGAGAA
Molecule: messenger RNA, 3084 nt
Organism: Triticum aestivum (bread wheat)
Lineage: Eukaryota; Viridiplantae; Streptophyta; Magnoliopsida; Poales; Poaceae
Exons: 2
Coding region: 713-1168 (151 amino acids)
Source: RefSeq, a predicted model, not a curated record